CUUUUACGAUGCUGAAGAUGUGAUUGAUGAGAUCGAGUGUGAAGCUCUGCGAAAAGAGGUCGUGAAUUAUCCAAGCACCAGCAUAAAGAUGAUGUGUGGAACGAAGACCGUGUCAAAUGGAUUGAGUUCAAAAAUUUAUUGAUGUCAAUGGGUAACUUAUCCCGAAAUAAAAUGAUCGUGACUACUCGUACUUUAAAGGUUGUCUCAAUAAUGAGUUCGUGUGAUCCUUAUGUAUUAAAAGGUCUCUCUCAUGAAGAUUGUUUGAUUUUGUUUACAAAAUGGGCGUUUAAUGAUGGAGAUGAGAGACAAUAUUCUAAGCUUAUGAGAAUUGGGGAAAAAAUUGUAAAGAAAUGUAAAGGAGUUCCUCUUGCAGUGAGAACAUUGGGAAGCUUACUUUUUUCCAAAACAGAUGAACAUGAAUGGAUUUUAUUAAGAGAUAAUGAAAUCUGGAGACUUGAGCAAAGGGAAAAUGAUAUUUUACCGGUAUUAAAAUUGAGUUACCAUUAUUUGCCAUCUCAUUUGCAACGAUGUCUUACUUAUUUAUCAUUAUUCCCAAAGGACUAUUUAUAUGACACUGAUUAUAUCAUCCAAUUCUGGAUGGCCAAUGGACUCCUCGCAAGCUCCAAUCAAAACGAAGAGUGGGAAGAUAUCGGGAUUACAUAUUUUAAGGAGUUAUGGUUGAGGUGUUUUGUCCAAGAUGUCACAGACCGCGGGUCAUUUUACUUGUUUAAAAUGCAUGAUUUGAUACAUGAUCUCGCAUUAAAUCUAUCACAAAGAGAGUGUUUAACAGUAAAUCGUCAACCGCUGAAAGUUGUUGAAAAAGUUCGGCAUUUGUCAUUUUCUCUUGACAGUCCAUUACGAGUUCCACAAGCUUUGAAGAAGUUGAAACCUGUGCGGACAAUAAUGGUCCCAUCACUUCCAUUUUCAAUAGAAGAGAGGAGCAUUGAUGAAUCGUUUGUUAACGCCUGCAUCUUGAAUUUCAAGUAUCUACGUCUACUUGAUCUCUCCUGUACAUUGUUAGAGGAAUUACCUGAAUCCAUUGGUACCUUGAAGCAUUUAAGAUAUCUUGACGUGAGCCGCUGUCCUAGGAUGAAGAAAAUUCCUAGUUCUAUCUGUAAACUUCAGAGCUUGCUAACUUUGCGCUUAUUUGGUGUUCCACUAAUAGAAGUACCUGAAAGUUUGCAAAGCUUGAUCAGUCUCAGAAUUCUAGAGAUAACCACAGAUGCUCCGCUUUUAAGGGAUAUUCAACCAGGAUGUUGGAGUUCCCUUCAGUUGCUACACUUGCACGAAUGUUAUAUGCUAGAAUCUAUAUUUGAUGGGAUGCAACACCUCACAUCACUUAGAAGAUUGGCUAUCAGCGAGUGUGUCAGGUUGAUCUCACUUCCAAGAAGUCUGAAAUUUCUAACCAAAUUAGAGGAAAUCGACAUCCGUCGCUGCCAAGAAAUCAAUUUAUGCAUGGAAGUAGAAGAAGCAGAAGACCAAGACCUUCACUUGAGCCUUAAAACUUUCUCAGUAUCGUGGUCAGAUGCGUUAACGGAUUUGCCACGAUUGCUUCUUAAAGGAUCUGCUAGCACUUUGCAGUCUAUAAAAAUUAUAGGCUGCAAAAACUUUGAGGUACUACCAGAGUGGCUGCAAAAUCUCACUUCACUUCAGAAACUUGAGAUUAGUUAUUGCCCAAAAUUGUCAUCUCUUCCGGAGGGACUGGAUCGCCUCACUGCACUUACACAACUCAAAAUUAAAGAUUGUCCGACCUUGAGUGAAAGAUGCCGACGAGAUGGGGGUGCAGAUUGGCCCAAAAUUUCACACGUCCCUGAGGUUGAGGUAGACCCCCCAUCGAGCUCCGAAUCAGAAUCAGAAUAAAGGAACAACAGGUCGACCUCUGAAGGAGCUUCCAAUCAGAAUAAAGGCACAACAGCAGAUAUCAUAAUAUAUAAAUCAGCCACAGCCUGCAGCCUACCUAUGGAAAUGGGAGCUUUUACUUUGUUUGCUUCAGAGUUGAGAGCCUUGCAUUCAUGUUAUGGAUUGUGAUUUUAAUUAAUUUGUGAGCUUUUUACUUUGUUGGCUUCAGAUUUGAGGGUCUUGCUUGGAUGUUAUGGGAUUGUAACUGUGAUUCGUAAUAUUUAAAGAUGUCAUACACCUAGUGCGGUUGUUUGCAUGCUCUGCUUCAGCUAUUUAUUAUAGUGUUCUGUUUGUCUUUCUCACUCUUAUUUCUUUGGGAGUUAGGAUCAUGGAAUGAAUGAUCAUCUCAUCUAAAAAACUUUAAUUCCGAGCAAAUUAGAAUUUUUGCUUGGAACUUUGCUGUACAAGAGUUUAUGUAGG
Theobroma cacao (cacao) is the source of this 2319-nucleotide messenger RNA. NCBI's taxonomy places the organism in Eukaryota, Viridiplantae, Streptophyta, Magnoliopsida, Malvales, Malvaceae. The record is from RefSeq and is a predicted model, not a curated record.